Messenger RNA from Daktulosphaira vitifoliae (grape phylloxera), 9391 nucleotides. Its product is annotated as muscle-specific protein 300 kDa-like. The record is from RefSeq and is a predicted model, not a curated record. NCBI's taxonomy places the organism in Eukaryota, Metazoa, Arthropoda, Insecta, Hemiptera, Phylloxeridae. Gene Ontology annotation, molecular function: actin filament binding. Bases 327 to 8609 code for a protein of 2760 amino acids. Gene Ontology annotation, cellular component: meiotic nuclear membrane microtubule tethering complex; nuclear outer membrane; cytoplasm. The transcript has 26 exons. Gene Ontology annotation, biological process: nuclear migration.
UAGACGUCAAAUUGCCUGACGUUGAAUUACCAUCACUAAAUGUAAAAUCUACCAAAGGACAAGGCAAGCUAACUGUAAAAUUACCAGAGGAUGUUUUACCAUCAGUAGACGUCAAUUUACCAGAUAUUGAACUACGAUCGCUUAAUGUAAAAUCUCCUAUUGUAGAAGGCAAAGUAGACAUUACCAUUCCUGAAGUUGAAUUGCCAACCUUGAAUGUAAAACCUCCUAAAAGAAAAAGCAAACCAGCUGACAAAAGCCAAAAGGAUGGAUUUAUUUCUGUAGGCUUAGAAACAAAAGAUCUGCAAACGUCGUAUGUGGAUAUUGGAAUGAAGAAAUCGACGUCAUUUAUUGGAAAACUAAUGGGUAAAUCAAAAAAAGGUGUAGUAGGUAAUUUCCCGGAAAAAGAUUUAGUGUCCAUGCCAGAAUUAUCUAUAUUUUUGGAAAAGGAGAGAGACUCCUUCGAAGGUCUUCAGGCACAAGAUGUACAAAUUCCGAAUGUAGAAUUACCUGAAUUGGACAUAAAAAUGACUCAUAAGGACAUUAGUUUACCAGACGUUGAAUUGCAAUCAAUAGAUGUUAAAUUACCUGACGUUGAACUACCAUUACUAAAUGUAAAAUCUCCCAAUGUAGAAGGCAAAUUAACUGCGAAAUUGCCAGAGGAUGUUUUACCAUCAGUUGACGUCAAUUUACCAGAUGUUGAAAUACCAUCACUAAUUAUAAAAUCUCCUAAAGGACAAGGCAAGCUAACUGCAAAAUUACCAGAGGUUGAAUUGCCAUCUGUAGACGUCAAAUUACCUGACGUUGAACCACCAUCACUAAUUAUAAAAUCUCCUAAAGGACGAGGCAAGCUAACUGCGAAAUUGCCAGAGGUUGAAUUGCCAUCUGUAGACGUCAAAUUACCUGACGUUGAACCACCAUCACUAAUUAUAAAAUCUACUAAAGGACAAGGCAAGCUAACUGCAAAAUUGCCAGGAGUGGAAUUGCCAUCUGUAGACGUUAAAUUACCUGACGUUGAACUACCAUUACAAAAUGUAAAAUCUCCCAAUGUAGAAUGCAAAUUAACUGCGAAAUUGCCAGAGGAUGUUUUACCAUCAGUAGACGUCAAUUUACCAGAUAUUGAACUACGAUCGCUUAAUGUAAAAUCUCCUAUUGUAGAAGGCAAAGUAGACAUUACCAUUCCUGAAGUUGAAUUGCCAACCUUGAAUGUAAAACCUCCUAAAAGAAAAAGCAAACCAGCUGACAAAAGCCAAAAGGAUGGAUUUAUUUCUGUAGGCUUAGAAACAAAAGAUCUGCAAACGUCGUAUGUGGAUAUUGGAAUGAAGAAAUCGACGUCAUUUAUUGGAAAACUAAUGGGUAAAUCAAAAAAAGGUGUAGUAGGUAAUUUCCCGGAAAAAGAUUUAGUGUCCAUGCCAGAAUUAUCUAUAUUUUUGGAAAAGGAGAGAGACUCCUUCGAAGGUCUUCAGGCACAAGAUGUACAAAUUCCGAAUGUAGAAUUACCUGAAUUGGACAUAAAAAUGACUCAUAAGGACAUUAGUUUACCAGACGUUGAAUUGCAAUCAAUAGAUGUUAAAUUACCUGACGUUGAACUACCAUCACUAAAUCUAAAAUAUCCCAAAGGAGAAAGCAAAGAGGAUAUAAUUUUUUCAGACGUAGAAUUGACUUCAGUAUACACUAAAUUACCUGACAUAGAAAUGUCCAAGCAGCAAGGUCAUUUCGAUAGUACAAUUCCAGAAUUUGAAUUGCCGUUAUUGAAUGUAAUAGCGUCUAAAGGAAAAGACAUAAUAUUGCCAGAGGUGGAUUUUUCAUCGGUUGACAAGAAUGCAACUAUUUUACAACUACCAAAUAUUAUAUGUCUUUAUCAUUGGGUUGAUUCAAAACCAUAUGUUGAUUUAACUCCUUUACGUAAUUCCUUUAAUAAUAUCUUUUUAUGCUACAAUAAAGAUCCAAUUUCUUCUCAUUUCACUACUACUUUCAUUUUAUUUUAUGAGGAAGUUUUGGAAAUUUUAGAUGUUUUAUCAUCUAAUUUUUAUUUAAAGGAUAAUGAGACGAUGAAAAAUGAUUCGUGUAUCAAUAAAGUUUUUGAAGAAAUAGAAUCAACAGUAGAAAAUGCACUAACUAUGACCCAAAUUCCAGGCAUUUCAAAAACCUCUUACUUAACUAAUGAUCAAAAUAACAUUAAUAUAAAAAUGGAAUACCUUCAACAAAAAAUAAUUGAACUAAAAAAACUUUAUGGUACCAAAUUACAUUCCACUCAAAAAUGUAAUAUAAACAAACGUUUUUCAAUGAUCGAAAAUUGUUCCAAAAAUAUUGAAAAUUGCGAAAUACAAUUUAAUCAAUUAAAAAAAGAAAAACUUAUUAUAGAGGAAAAAUUUGACAAAUGUAAUUUACUGUUAGAUUCUUUACAACAAGUUAUAGAGGAAAUACAUGAAAUUGUUUCUAUAUAUAAUCAAGCGAAUGAUUUUAAUCAUGAUAUAUCUAAGGACAUAAAUAAACUAUUAAAAACUGCUAAAAAAUUAGAAAAUGAAUUGAUAAAUACCAAUAAAAUAUUAAUUAUUGAACUGAUGGAGAAAAAAAUGACGGAUAUAAAUUCAAAGGAAUUGAAUCUGAUUGACCAAAAUCUAAAUAAUGAAAACAAAAAUCGAUUUGGCCAAUUAAUGAUGGAUGAUGUUCCGGACUGUUUACGAGAAGAAAUUGAAAUUUUAACGCUAGUAAAUAAUUUAAAGUUAUAUUUAAUUUCACAAAACUGCGAUAAAACUCUCAUUAAAAAGUUAAACGAAGCAUUUAUUAACAAAAAACAAUUUUUUGAAACAUUAUUACAUUUAAAUAAUGAAUGGAAAUAUUUAAAUCAUAUAAUGAAUUCUGAACAAACAUGGUUUGAUGAAUUUAAGGCCUUUAUAAAUUCACAAGAAAAUACAUCCUUAUUAAAUUAUGAAAAACGACUUAUUAGCAAUCAGACGCUGAUUUCGGAAGUAUUAAUACAUUAUGAUAAAAUUGUCAAUUUGAAUGAUAUAAUUAAUAUCCAAGAUCAUACAAGCAUCGAACCACUAAUAAAAUUCACCGGAAUUCAAACCAAUAACUUGUUUUUAUUGAAAAAUAAAUUGAAAGAUGAAGAAAAUCGUUUAUUGGCUUUUAAAAAGGAAUUUAAUAAUUACAAUAUAAUUAAAACCAAAAUAACAUCUGACUUAUCAACUGUAAUAUCUAACUCAGAAGUCUGUAACUACGCCCAAAUUAACACUCAUAGUAACUACGUGGAAAAUAUAAUCAACUUAGACAAUAUAUUUAAAAUGAUAGAAAUAGCUGAAAUCCACUUAAAUAAAUCUUUUGAUAUUUUAUCAUUGACGGACGGUCAAAAAGAAAUUGACGAAUUAAAUUCUAUUAAGUUUACUUGCAUGAGUUUGAAAAAUAAACAAGAUAUAAAACAAAUAAAAAUUAGCGAAGAAAAUAUAACUACAAGAUUACAAAUUUUAGAAUUAUCAAUAGAAAAACCAAACGAUUCAAUUUUUGAGCAUACUAAUACCCUUGAUAAUGUCUUACGGGAAAUUAAUAUCAUUGAAAACCUCACUAAAAAUAAAACUUUAAUUGAACGUUCAAAUCUACUAAAGAACCAAUGUGAAAAUAAACUUAUCGAUACUACAAAUUUAAAACUCAAACUUUAUUUCCUAAUGGAUAAAAUAUCUGAACUUAGCAAUAGUUUGAAACACGCUGAAAUAUUAUUAAUAGGAUUAGAAACAUCAGAGUAUAAAGAUAAGAAUUCAUUAAGUGCUGCUAGAAUAACUCAUACAAAUAUUUUGAACAAUUUAACAAUUUGGCAAAAUAAUUUAUCAGACAUCUCACAGAAUUUGAAACAACUGAAAGAUAAUUUAAAACCGUUCAAACACGAUAGGAAAUCAAUAGAAGCUAAGAUAAAUGAGUCCGAAAAACAAUGUAAAGAAUUAAAUUCCAAACAAGCUGCAAUUUCCGAAAAACUUGAAAAUAAAUUAAAGUAUUGGAUUCAAGCUGAUGAAAUACAUAAGAAAAUCAUAAUUAAAACUAAUACCAUCAAUAUCUUAAGAAAUAUUACAAUAAAAUCUGAUAUAAUAGAUACAAAUUUAGAAUUCUUCAUUAAACAUUUAAAGGAGGUUCGCGGUGAAUACGAAAAAGAAAACAAAAAUAUCACAACUUUAAUUGAAAAAUUACAUAAAAAAGAAAAGAAACGAUUAUUAAAUGAAUUUAUUGAUAGUGAUCUAAAACAAUGGAAAUUAAUAGGAGUAGAACUAAAAGAUUCAAUCGAAUCUUUCAUAAAAGCAUCAAAACAAUUACAAAGUUAUCAUAAUUUAAAGGAUUCAACGAAUGAUUGGCUUAAAAGUAAGAUCGAAUCGCUUGAAACGUCGGAUGAUGUUCCUGGUGACACAACGAAAUGUUUUGAAAAACAAAAACAAAUUAUUGAAGAAUUACGUAAUAUGAUAACAAAUAUUAGUGAUACAAUUGGUCUUAGUUCAGACGACAUACCAUUAACUGUUGAAGUAGAAGAACUAAACGUGAAACUUGAAAAAGUUCAAAAGAUUAUUAUCGCACUAGGAGACGUUUCAGACAAAAAAAAUAAGAUUUCACACGAUGUCGAACAUGCAAAGCAGCUCUUGCACGAUAUUGAAAAAAGUUCAACAAAAAAUAUAGAAAUAAACAAUGAAAGUCUUGAGGAAUUAAGAACCAAGCUAAUGAAUUUAAGCGACUCUAAAAAAGCUAUAGACAAAUCUUUAGAUCGAGAUAUUUUUGACACUCCUUUAAAUGUAAUACGAUCAAACUCAAUAGUAGAAGUAUUCCAGCAUUGGCAACAAAUAUUCAAAGAGACUUUUGAGCAAUACCGUAGACUUUCAUGCUCUUUACUAGAAAACGAAAAUAAUAACUCAGUACUAGAGUUAUGGCACGAUUAUCUUAUGUAUGUACAAGAGUUUUUAAAUUCUCCUAUGCCUGGUGACUAUCACUCAUUAACUAACCAUGAACGACUUUGCCAAGUUCAUCAAGAAGUUCUCAACAGUCAACUUGAUAACUUAACAACAUUUGUUAACAAACCCGACAUAAUUUCUGAACCGUCUAUAAUUGAUAAAAUUAAGUCUUUGACGGAAUUACAUAAUAAUAUUAUGACUCAACUUUUUAAAAUUCAACAAGAGAUAUGGACUAGACUCAAUCACUGGAAAGAAUAUCGAAGAAAUAUUAAAAAAAUAUAUGAAUGGUUAUGGAAAAUAGAAAAUAUCCAUUCUAACUUGAAUUUGAAAUUCGUCAAUUCAAAAAGGUUACCUCAACUUAAAACGCAUAUAAAUAAUUUAUUAAGUAGUUUGGAAUUAGAAAAUGUUCAAGUAAACAAUUUAGAACAAAAGCAAAACAUUCUAUUCACUUUUUGUAGCAAAGAAACUGAAGUUGGUCAUAGAAAAGAAUUAAUUGCAAUAAGUCAAAGAAUUAACGAAAUUCAAGCAUCGUUAGAAGUUUGGAACAGUUAUUUAAAUAAUAUUGAAAAAUUAAUAAAAAUAUUUUCUAAAGAAACUAAAAAUAUUGAUAAAAUACUCCAAGAUGUUCACCUUCAUUUAACACAAUUCAUUUUAGACUGUGACAUAAAAAGUGAAGAUUUUGUACCAUCUGACAAACUCAAAAACAACUUAAAUGAAAUAGAUAAUCUUAAAAGUUGUUUAAAUCAAUUAGAUCUCAACUUUUUGUCAGCCAAUGAAGCACGUGAUAAGUUAAAAGAUUCAUUAGAUCCAAUUGAAAUUCGUACUUUUGGACAAAAAAUUAGAUUUUUAAAAUACCACCAAAAAGACUUAUUACAUCAGCUUUUCUUGCAAACUUGUCGAAUAGAAUACUUAAUGUAUAAACCUCAAGAGUUUUCUAACAGAUCUCAUGACUUUUUAUGCUGGACUAUUGAUACAGAUUCUCAAUUAAAAAAUUUGACUAAAUCUUUAAAAGACCCUAAAUUUGUAACAGAUGUAAUAAAACCUGAGUUUGAAUCCCUUAUCAAAACUAAACAACAAGAAUUUGAUUGGCUGAAUAAUACCGGACUAAAAUUAAUUGAAGCAGAGUCUCGUUUGCAUCCCGAGUUAGCCACUUCUACUGAAAACAAAUUAAAAGAAAUAAGUACGAAAUGGAAUGAAUUAAAAGAAUCAAUUUAUAAGAAUACUAUUGAACUACCAUCGAAAAUUUUAGACAAUCAUAAACUAUAUAAUGACGUAAAUUUAUUGAAGAAAUGGAUCAUAGACUUAAACACCAAAUUGACUAAUACACCAAUUAUUUUUUAUGAUAGUUCGGAAGAAAGCUUAAAGAAAGAAUUGAUAAAAUUCGAUGAAUUGCAAAAUAUCGUUAAAGGAAAACAAAUAGAAUACGAUGAUUUAAAGUUUAAAUGUAAUAAACUUUUGGAAACAACAAAUAACUCAGAGUCACUAAUGUUAGAAAGUACUUCUAACCUAGAAAGUCUUUUAAAAACCAUAUCGAUAAGCUGGAAAAAUAUUGAGAAUAAAAUUGAAGACCAAAAGAAUAAUACACGAAGUAAUUGGGAAGAUUUACAAAAAAUUACUAAAUUAAUUGACAUAGAACAAAAAAAACUUGAGCAGUUGAACACAAUUGUAGAAAGUCACAAGACCUAUGAUGCUUUAGAAUAUCAAAGUUUACCUAAAACGAUUAAGAACAUUGAGAAAGAACUGCAAAGUGAAGAAGAAAUGUGGUGCAAUUUAGAAUUGGCCAGUUCACAAUCAAAAUACGAUGUGUUUAUUGAACAAGAAAUUGAGACUAUAAUAAAAUCCAGGACUUCUAUUAGGAAGAAACUGAAUGAAAUAAUUUUAGAGCUCAAAAAAUCUCUUACUUUAUGGAAAGAUUUUACUAUUGCUCACGGGAAAGCUAUAAUUACCCUUACACAAGUUGAUAAUAAAUUAACUCAACUUGAAGUUUUGGAUGAAACAAACAGUACUCUCGCGCAAAUUUCAAAUGAUGAAUUUGGUAAAGAACUUGGAAACCUACAGAUACUAGAGGCAGAAUUACAUAAGUAUGGAGAACUUUUAGAAAAAGCAAAUACGUUAGGUCUUCAAUUAAUGAAAAAUAGUAGCCCUUGUGAUUUAAAACGAAUCGAAGAAAUGAUAGACGAAUACAAAAUGUUGUGGAAAGACAUCAGCUCCCGCAUUAACAAAUUAAAAAUAACUUGUGUCGAGGAAACUUCAUGUGUCAAAAAACGGUCGGUAAAUGAAGAAGUUCAAGUUGAUACUUUGGAAUUCGGCAAGGACUCACAAAUACAAGUUGAUACACUUUCUUCAGAAUUUCUUAAUAAGGAUUCUUUCCAACUAGAAUUUUUAAACGCAAUAUCGAACGCUGAACUCGACUUGAAUGAAUUAGAAGCAGUUUUACAGAAUUCUGACAAAAACUUAUCAAAAAACAUUGCAACUUGUCAAAUGUCCGCAGAUCUUAUCAAACAUCUGAGUGAUAUUUUGAAAACUCAAUAUGGUGUUCCAGAAUCGAAUCCCAGUAUUGUUAGAUCGCAAGAAUUAUUAGCUAAACAUGAAGAAAUUUUAACUAAAUUCCGAACUCUGCAACUUAAUAAACAACAAGAUGUAAGUUUAACGAUAUGUCCAUUGUGUUCCGAACAAAAUUGGUCACAAUUUGAAAAUGACAUGUGGCGUUUGGAGCAUUGGAUUCAAUCAACAGAAGCCAAAUUAAGCGUAAAUCCAACAAUACCUCCGACUAAAAUUGAACAACUAGAAGAUGUUAUUCAAGAACAUAGAGAAGUGCUUUUGUAUAUGGAUAGCCAUCGAAAUAUUAUAAAAUCAUUAAAUGUUAUUGGAGAUCAUUUAGCUGAACAUAGUACUGAUACUGAAAGAGCAGAUCAAAUCAAAACUCGAUUAUCAGCUACCAAUGCAAGAUGGGAUCGUGUAUCCUUAGCUUGUACCGAAUGGCAAACAAGUCUACAAACAGCCCUUAUGGAGAAUGAGGAAUUUUAUGACAUGAUUGAUGAACUUGUUACUUGGUUAAAUGAAACAGAGCAGACAAUCAAAACAAAUGAACCUAUUGAUUUAUCAGAAGAUACCGAAGUUAUUUCCAGAAAAUUCCAUAAAUUUAAAAAAAUACAUAAAGACCUAGAAAAAUGUGAACCAAGAAUUGUAUCUUUACUUGAAGCAUCCGAUUGGUUAAGACAGGCCAAUGAAUUAACCAGACUGCGUGUUCCCACUGAUAAUGAUCAAACAGUUAUAGAUUCUUAUACUAGAUUAUCACAUCUCAAAGUUAGAUUAAAUGAAUUAAUAAAUAUGACAGCUGAAUACACUAUCAAUUUGGGUAAAGUCCUUGGCUAUGAUAUUUCGACCGAAACCAUUAGUACAAGACGGAUUUACAAGGUGGACGAUACAAGCACUGUUGUGAAUCAAUUUAAUGAUGAAGAGUCAAACGCAAAUGGUGGUGAAGAAACGGUGCUAAGACGUGGAUACACAUUUUUCGGUCGAGUAAUGAGAGCUUCACUUCCGUUUCAAGCUCUUAUGUUACUUGUUCUUGGUGCUGCUUCUUUAUUACCUAUAGUUGAUGAGGAAUUUAGUUGCAUGGAAUCAAAUAAUAUUGCUUGGAGUCUUUACCCACUAUUACGAUAUCCUGGAGGACCACCUCCAGUUUAACCACUUACUCAUUCACUAGUUAUUUUUAUUGUUUAAUGUUAUUCAAAAUAUGACUAAUUAUCUAUUGUUUUCAAGUAUACAAUUAAUGUUAUCUAUAGUAUAUAGUAUAUACAUAUAUAUAAUAUUAGAGAUUUUAAUGUGAUACUAAAAAAAAAACGCUUUAAACAUUUUAUCUUAAUUUAAUACAAAAAUGUUAAUUAAGACUAUUACUGUAAUUAUGAAUGUAAGCGAUUGAAAAAAAUCAUUUUUACUAUAGAAAAUUAAAUAAGUUUUUUAUAAUAUGUAACAAAUUUUUUAAAAUUCUUUUAUAUUUUAUUGCGAAAUCAUCGAGUCACUUAAAUUUAUUUCACAUAAGUAAUGACAUAAAAAACUUAACCGCUCAAUAUCAUCAGCUCGAAUAAUAAAUACUACUUGUUAUUUUAUUGUAUAUAUUUAACUUUCAUUAUAUAAUGAAAGUUUAAUGAUAAUAUUUCUUAUGUUAUAAGAAAUAGUAACCUAUGAAGUAAUAGUCAUACAUAGUUCUAUCUUCAAAAUACACCAAACAAAACAAAAUAUAUAAUAAUGAUUAAAGCGUUUUGUUUUUCAGUUUUCUGUUAUAAAUCGUGAAUAUUAUUCACAAAGUGCCUAUUAAGAUUUGUUAUUUUUACUAACUUAGAUAUAUAUUUAAUAAUUUUUUAAUAAUAUUUGUAAUAUUUAUAAUAUAUAUUUGUAUUAUUUUAUUGUAUUACUUUUUACUGACAAUAUUAAUUGUGACUUAAAAAGAAUAUAUUACUUCUAAAUUA